Messenger RNA from Lodderomyces pseudojiufengensis, 1320 nucleotides. RefSeq names its product Uba4p (gene UBA4). Gene Ontology annotation, biological process: protein urmylation; tRNA wobble position uridine thiolation. Gene Ontology annotation, cellular component: cytosol; cytoplasm. Lineage: Eukaryota; Fungi; Ascomycota; Pichiomycetes; Serinales; Debaryomycetaceae. Bases 1 to 1320 code for a protein of 439 amino acids. The record is from RefSeq and is a predicted model, not a curated record. Gene Ontology annotation, molecular function: URM1 activating enzyme activity; adenylyltransferase activity; thiosulfate-cyanide sulfurtransferase activity. The transcript has a single exon.
AUGACUAGUUUUGAACAAAAUUCUAGGCUACUACAACGAAUAAAAGAGUUAGAAUUGGAGAAUGAGAUUCUACGAGGGAAAAUUUCAAAUGAUCAAACGACAAUCAAAGAAUUCCCUAAAAUAGACAGUAACUUUAGUUUGGAUGAGUAUAAAAGAUAUGGUAGACAAAUGAUUGUCCCUGAAUUUGGAUCAUUGAGUUCACAAAUAAAACUAUCAGACUCAAUAGUUUUAGUGGUCGGAGCUGGUGGCUUAGGAUCACCUGCGUUACAAUAUUUAUCUGCGGCGGGAAUUGGAUCUAUUGGAAUCAUUGAUGAUGAUAUAGUGGAUACUAGUAACUUGCAUAGACAAAUCAUUCAUAGCACUUCCACAGUAGGAGAGUUCAAAUGUGAGUCGGCCAAAUCAUUUAUCACGAAAUUAAAUCCUCAUGUUCAUGUUACUACAUAUCCUACAAAACUAAGUAAUGAAAACGCAUUUGAGAUAAUAGAGCAAUAUGACUUAGUUUUAGAUUGUACAGAUCAUCCAGCUAUAAGAUAUCUUAUCAAUGAUGUUUGCGUCUUGUUAGGUAAAACGAUAGUUAGCGGAUCAGGACUAAAAUCGGAUGGUCAAUUUACUAUUUUAAAUUUUGAAAAUAUUGGCCCUUGUUAUAGAUGUUUUUAUCCGCAACCUCCAAAUCCUUCAACUGUUACUUCAUGCUCAGAUGGUGGUGUGAUAGGUCCAGCUAUUGGACUAGUGGGCACGGCAAUGGCGAUGGAAGCUAUCAAGAUUUUGACGAAGUUUUAUACUAAAGACAAUUUUAAACCAUUUUUAGCAUCUUACUCCGCAUAUCCCAAUCAACAGAUACGUACGUUCAAGAUGAGACCCAAACAAGAGAACUGUCUCGUAUGUGGGAGGAAAAAAUCGAUUACUAAAGAGCAGAUCAAAAACGGUGGCAUAAAUUAUGUUGAAUUCUGUGGUAAGGUGGUUAUUGAUCCGAUUGAUGAGAAAUAUAGAAUUUCUGUGCAAGAAUAUAACGAUAAGAUAAAGAAUAAACAACGACAUACAUUGAUUGAUGUGCGACCAAAGGAACAAUAUCAUAUAACAAAUUUGCCUGGUUCCAUCAAUAUUGAAUGGGACCCUACAUUCAGAAAGCUAGACUCUUUGGAAGAAUACAUGGACUCAAUUAAUAAGACAGAUGAUAUUUAUUUAAUUUGUCGAUUUGGUAAUGAUUCGCAACUAGCCGCUAAAAAAUUAAUAGAUAUGGGAUAUAAAAACGUGAAAGAAUUAAAAGGAGGUCUCAACAAAUGGACAGAUGAAAUUGAUCAAAAUAUACCAAAAUAUUAA